Messenger RNA from Juglans microcarpa x Juglans regia, 2215 nucleotides. RefSeq lists its product as uncharacterized. The record is from RefSeq and is a predicted model, not a curated record. Lineage: Eukaryota; Viridiplantae; Streptophyta; Magnoliopsida; Fagales; Juglandaceae. Bases 600 to 1220 code for a protein of 206 amino acids. The transcript has 9 exons.
ACCUGCUCGCUUUCUGCAGGAAAACUUAAUAUAGAAAGCAGCUGAAAAAUAGUGAGUUGCCUUUGAAAGUUGAAGCAGAUAGUUAUAAAGGAGAUCUCUACAUAUCGAGUCUAGCUUAAGCUCCAUUGAUUGGUUAUAAUUCAUGUACGUACGGACUAAUCAAAGGAAGCCAUACAAUUAAUUAAGAAGAUGACGUCCAAAUUAAUAAGAAAAAGGCAGUUCCAAUCACAUUAGAUUCGAACUUAUAAGGGUAUCCAUGGAUAGAUUGAUUAGGGAUAAUCCCCACUUCGGAGGUCUUUCAUUAUGAACAAGAGUUGGAUGCAUAUCACCGAUAGACUGAAAUCCAAGGAAUAUGCCAAAGGCGUUAAAGAGUUCAUUACUUUUGCUCGAUCUCAUGCUAUCGGCUGUGACAAAAUUCGUUGUCCAUGUAGGUUGAGCUCAAAUAAUUAUUGGCUACCUAUAAGCACGAUAGAACGUCAUUUGUUCAUUAAAAGGAUUGAUCCAAAUUACACGGCAACGAGGAAGCUUUAUCUGUUAGUGAUGAUUAUGAUUUGCAAGAAUUCAAACUUGAUGAUGAAUACAUUGAUGACACUGAUGUCAUGUUGGAAGACAUUCGGGCUGGGAAAUUCGGAGAUGUUGCUUCAACUGAGUCAUUCCAUGCUGGGGGUUCCACACCGGUCAAAACUCGGAAACGUGGGCGUGGACUAGGUAAGAGCACAUCUUUUGACCAACUGAGAAAGCAUGGAAAGAUAUCUCUGAAGAUCAAGGAUGGGGAGACAGCACCUUGUUGUGAAAACUGUGCAAUGUUUACAACAAGGGUUACAUGGAUAUUGAAGCACCAUGGUGACUUGAGCCACCCCAAUUGGCACGAUGUUCCAAAUCAUGAGAAGGACAAAUUGGUUACUCGUGUUCGGGCUGACUUCAGCCUAGACUGGUCAAAAAAGAAUCAUCGCUCAACGGUGAUGAAGACACUUCGGAAGAGAUUCAAUGCAAUUCGGUAUGAUUUGCAUAAAAUCUACAUGCAGUACAAUACCCAUGAAGAAGCACUCGCGAAUGGGACGGAAAUGGUGAACCCACAAACGUGGGAGAAGUUAUGUGCAAGAUGGUCAAGCAAGGGCUUCAAGAUGAUAUCUGAUCGAAAUAAAUGUAAUAGGCAGAAGCAACAAACUAAUCACACUGCUGGAAGAACCUCAUUUGUGCGGUUACUGGAAAUGAGGUAAGAGACUGAGCCUAAUCUGAUUGAUUUCUUUAAAGAUGUUCGGUGGUCAAAGAAAAAAGGGAAAUUUAUGACUCCCAUGACUGGAGCAUUAUAACUUGAUGGUUGCAAAGUUAGACCAGCUGGAGCCUGAAAACUGCACUAAAGAGGCGGCAGCAGAAAUUUUUAGGGAGGUCUUGGGCCACAGGCCAGGGUAUGUAAGGGGAUUGGGAGAGAUGGUUAUGCCUAAGCCAUCCAAACAUAACACUGAAGAAGGGAUUACAAAAUUAGCAGCAGCUGCAGAAAAGCAUGAGAAAGAUGCCCAGUAUUACAAGAGCCUACUGGAUGAAUUAAGAGGGGAUGUAAGGGUACUCUUGGAGAAGCAAGCAAAGUAUGAUAAAUUUUUGAGUACAUACAUGUCAAAAAGGCAGUCCCAUGGAGAGUCUCAUAGAGAGGCUGAUCAGGGAGCUGCAUAGCUUCUGCUUUUGCGAAAGAAACAAUUUUUUGCUAUUUUGGGUUUGGUCCUGACCAAACUUGCAUAUACCAUCAUUCCUCAAAGAUCUAAUAUUUUGUUUGUAGUCAGAUUGUUGUGGGGCUGUCAGGAUUUUUUUGGAAUGUUCUUUUGGAGCUGCUAUACUUAUGUGAUGGGUUGUGCAUGGUGUUGCAAUUGGAAGUCAAACCUGAUCAGCUUUGUGUUGGCUCAAUAUAGUAACUGGCAACAUACUUACAUGAAGAAGCUGGGUGGGUUGGUCAACACCAUUGAGAAGCACGUACAGAAGAUAUGGACUGAAUAUGGAUGAGCAGCAUGGUUAGAAAGAAUUAGUAUGGUACAUGUGAUCUUCAAUUGUGGCUAUUUGGAAGAUACUUUUGUGUACUUAGAACAAAUUGGGUUGUAUGGUAUCUUGGUGACAUUUUUAUGAAUGAGUGUUAUAAAUAGUUUCAAGAUGUUUAGAUUAUUUGUCAGUGUCAUGAAUGAAUGUUGGUACAGGGAGCGGCCGAGUAUUUAUUGCUUUGGCCAAA